UGACGUGGCAGGGUGUAUAUAAACUGCUGGGGAGCCGUAUCUGCGGCAGUCCCAUUUUGGCGGGUGGACGGCGGUGGAAGCUGUGAUCACUCCACGAACAGCUUUAACAGUGCCUCAUCGGCAUCCGCCUCGCAGCAGAGACCAAGAUGAAUCCAACACGCAACCAGGGUGGGGAAAAUGCCAGCUUCCAAUCCAAGGAUUUGUUCAGUAAUUGUUUGCAGGCCAAGCGAGAUCUGGAGAUGGCCGUUAGCAGUAUCAUAAAGGCCGAACAGGAGAUUAAAGCAAACAGUAAGGAGGUAAAAUUUCAAAUCCACAGCUGCAUCAGCCGUCACUUGGAGUGCUUGCGGAGUAGGGAGGUUUAUCUGUUGGAGCAAAUUGACCUUGUGGAGCAGCUGAAGGAGGAAGCCCUGCAGCAACAGAUUCAGCAACUUUAUUGGGUAAGGGAACUAUUGCUGUCCCAUUCAAAUUAUAAUUCGAGGUUGGUAUUGAACUAGAAAAGCAACACGUUAGGAUCUCCAACGUGUGCAUUGCAAUAAAAGGAUGACGUAAUGUUUAUUUGUGAAUAAUAAGCCUUAUAAGAUACCAAAUUUAUAUAUGUGGUAAAUUUGACUUUUUAUAUUAAUUGGCCUUGACUACAGUUUCUUAAUAAACUAUCACAAUAAAAAGAUAAAAUGUAAAGAUGCA
This is a messenger RNA of Rhincodon typus (whale shark), 684 nucleotides long. RefSeq names its product nuclear receptor coactivator 4-like. NCBI's taxonomy places the organism in Eukaryota, Metazoa, Chordata, Chondrichthyes, Orectolobiformes, Rhincodontidae. The transcript has 3 exons. Gene Ontology annotation, biological process: intracellular iron ion homeostasis; response to hormone. The record is from RefSeq and is a predicted model, not a curated record. Bases 147 to 494 code for a protein of 115 amino acids. Gene Ontology annotation, molecular function: transcription coactivator activity.